AUGAGCUCAACAAACUUUCAUACCAAACCUUCCAUUCGGCCUUUCGGGCGACUUAGGCCCCCUCUGGUUUACUUGCGGCGGAACAAUGUUUAUCGCGGACAGCUCCAGCACGGGUCACACGUCCCAGCCGCCUUAAUUUCUGAAGGAUCACAGCAUAAGCUGCCGCAGCUGGACAACCUGCUGCGGGGAGGUUCUCUUGCCGCGGCCGCCGCACUCUCCCUGGCAGCCUCCUUCGCCCUGGGCUUGCCUGCGGAGGCCGCCGCGCCAGCCGCCGACACCGCUGCUCUAUCCAUCCCGGGCAUUGUGGGCGACUCGCCACUGCGCGAGGGCUUCGUAUCUGGCUUCCUGCUCAUCUUCUUCUCGGAGAUUGGCGACAAGACAUUCUUCCUCGCGCUGCUCUUAGCGCUCAAGCAGCCCAAGAGCCUGGUGUUCACGGGCACCUUUGGCGCAUUGGCGAUCAUGACAGUAAUCUCGGUGCUGCUGGGCCAGGUACUGCAUCAGGUUGACGAGCUGGUUCCGGGGGACGCCAACAUUCCGUACGAUGACCUGCUGGCGGUGGCGCUUCUCGUAUACUUCGGAGUUAAGACGCUGCAGGACGCCAAGGAUGCUGACGAAAGCGCUGCUGAGGAGAAGGAGGAGGCCAAGGAGGUAGUGGAUGGGCUGAAGGCUGGUGGGGAGGAUGCGCUGCGGCUGGUGCUAACCACCUUUGCGCUCGUGUUCGCGGCGGAGUGGGGCGACAAGUCCUUCCUGGCCACUAUUGCGCUGGCGGCGGCAUCUUCACCGCUAGGCGUCACCGCCGGCGCCGUCGCGGGGCACGGGGUCGCGACGGGCCUUGCGGUGGCGGGCGGCGGCUUCCUAUCGCAGUAUUUUAGCGAGCGGGUGCUGCAAUACGUGGGCGGAUCUCUGUUCCUGGUUUUCGCUGCAGCAACCGUUGUGGAUCUGUUUGUGUAA
Messenger RNA from Volvox carteri f. nagariensis, 951 nucleotides. RefSeq lists its product as uncharacterized. Lineage: Eukaryota; Viridiplantae; Chlorophyta; Chlorophyceae; Chlamydomonadales; Volvocaceae. Gene Ontology annotation, molecular function: calcium ion transmembrane transporter activity; manganese ion transmembrane transporter activity. Bases 1 to 951 code for a protein of 316 amino acids. Gene Ontology annotation, cellular component: chloroplast thylakoid membrane; Golgi apparatus. The record is from RefSeq and is a predicted model, not a curated record. Gene Ontology annotation, biological process: Golgi calcium ion transport; Golgi calcium ion homeostasis; calcium ion transmembrane transport. The transcript has 5 exons.